UGCGAACAGUUACCUCGCACAAAGCUCGGCACACAAAAACAGAGGUAGCCCAAAAUGAGCACGAAGGAUCGUCUUGAGAAGCCCGACUUUAUCGUCGCGAAAGACAAGAGGCCAGGAGUUGACGAUUAUGGAAACGAGUACAAAUACUCUCCUGGUGAUAAAGUGUAUCUUUGUACUUCUGGUCAGCAAGAGGGUCCAUAUAAGAUUGAAGCGGCAGAGAAUGGCAAAUAUACACUGUGUGAUGACUACGGGAUCACCGUGAAGAGUGGGAGGGCUUAUGGUGAGGAUGAACUAAAGUUGUAUGAUCCAUUCGCGUGAGCCAGAGAAGAAUACAGGAUAUAUAAAUAAGGUUACGUGAGCGCAUCUUAUAUUCUUUAUCUAUAAUACCUUGAAGGAAAGCC
This is a messenger RNA of Hyaloscypha bicolor E, 401 nucleotides long. RefSeq lists its product as uncharacterized. The transcript is spliced from 2 exons. The record is from RefSeq and is a predicted model, not a curated record. NCBI's taxonomy places the organism in Eukaryota, Fungi, Ascomycota, Leotiomycetes, Helotiales, Hyaloscyphaceae. Bases 55 to 318 code for a protein of 87 amino acids.